Leptosia nina is the source of this 2628-nucleotide messenger RNA. The record is from the annotation of a GenBank genome assembly. Lineage: Eukaryota; Metazoa; Arthropoda; Insecta; Lepidoptera; Pieridae.
AUGUUAAACCUUUGUAUCCAGGAUGGUGAUCGAGGGUACCUAGAGGGCCUUGCAUCUCGCUACGCCGACCUCUUCUCCACGCAUUACGGCGACGUACUCGACCACCUGGAGGAACUAAGGCGGCACGAAUGGGAGGAGAUGUCACCGCGGAUGCGAGUGAUAGGCGGCCCUGGGACACCACAGACGCCGCCGUCAGCGAGCCCGGGGUCGUUGGCCUUGAACAACCUCACGACGUCACAUUCACAACCUAUUUAUGUGCCUGGGAAGUACUCUCCGUCAAGUUGCCUGACCGAUAAGGAAGAGGAUGAGAUCUACGGCUUUGGUUACGGCGUGUUCGGAAAGCAGAUGUUGCAGCGACAACAGCAGCAAAAACAGCUGCUGCUGGCACAGCCCACGCAACCCUUGAUGCACAAUCAACAGCAUAAUUACCAGAGUUGUCUGAGUCCACGCUCCGCUUACUUUUAUGAAUUUCCACCGAGCGAUAACUGCCUCGGCACUGCUAAGAAAAAGGUGACCACGUUUUCGAGACUGCUACGCGGUUUAAAGUCCCAUAGGAAAGAGAAGCAUGGUUCCUGUUCUCCGAAGCACACACACAGUCCCAGGCAAACUUUACCUCCGCAAAGGGUGGAUACACCGGACAGCGUGCUACAAAGUGGCUUAGGUCUCGGUCCAGGCCCUGACACAGCUCUUAGAUCCAUGGUCGAUCCCAGAGACUAUGAUCGGCUGCGCUACUUUCAAAUGACAUCAGCCCAACCGAACACCUUUGAAGAGACUAUACAUAGGUUAAAAGUUCAGGAGGCGAUGAAGAAAAAGGACAAAUUGGCGAGGGAACAAGAGGAGAUUCUGCGUGAUAUCCGGCAUGGCCUUAUCAACAUGGGGAGAGACGGCGUUCGUGGACCGUUCGGAGACGACACGUAUAUGUACGACGACGAAGCGAGAGGCUUGUCGGGAAGAGGGCAUUGGUACGAUGAACCCCCGUAUGAGAGCGAUCCCGAAGACUUCCUCAUGGGCGGAGGGGCACCGGCCGCGUCGUUUCAGAACGGCCGAGUCUGCUUCACGCUUAAUCUUCGAAACGAGCCGAGAGGCGAAGGCGUGAUAUCCCUUAGAAGCGCCGGCGAUAUAAGCUUAGCGAGGGCACCGCGGCGAGGAUUAAUAAUUCCACAGAGCGGCCCCUACCCAACCACUGUGAUACCCUUGCGAACUGCGCGAGAUAGGGAAAGCGGGGAUUACGCCGCGUCAGACAUACAAUCGAUAGGAUCGCGACUAUCCGGCAUAUCGUUGGAAUCGAGUCGAUCCGAACGAGACUCGAGACGAGGUUACAGGCAAAUGUCAGGCUAUCGAAUAGGAAUGGACCCGUUAUCGCCCGCCUCAUCGGAUUACGAAGAUCAAGAGAGCGAGACUGACUCGCAGCACAUAGCCACGGUGCAUAAGUCAGCCGACGAAAUGGAGGGGGUAUCGAACUUAGUGGGGAAAGUGCGAGGGUUACGGCAGGACGUUCAAAGGAAAAUAUCCAGGUUAAGACAAGAGAGGGGCCCGGAAGGUACCGAGAGGCGGACGAGCGGGGACCAGGCGUUCCCCUGCUCUAAUAGUUCUUUUGAAAGUCUUCCCAGUGGAUCAGGCAGUAGCACGCAGGCAUUGGUUCGAGCCGGUAGUAAUCAUUCAUCUCUGUCAGCAGAAGAAAACAUAGAAUUAAGUCCGGCCGGGCGGAGUCUCCUCGUACCGCAGAUGCUGUGCCGUGCGCGUGCGCUGGUCGAUUACAUACCCAAUAUUUACGAAAAGGAUGCUUUGAGAUACAAGAAAGGAGAUAUAAUUGAGGUGAUAAAUAUGAACGCAUCCGGUAUAUGGCGAGGCGUACUUAACAAUAAAGUGGGUAACUUUAAAUUUGCAAAUGUGGAAGUGCUCUCAGAGAGAGAUGCGAACAGGUCAAGAACCCUCAAAUGGUGCAAGAGCAGGGAACGACUUUGGGAGACGCGUCCGAGAACGGUCGAAGAACUUCUAAGAAGGAUAGAUUUGCCUGAGUACGCCAUUGCCUUCGCACGGAAUGGUUACGAAGAUAUCGAGCUGUUUAAAGAAAUCGAGCCAUCCGAUUUGGACUACCUAGGAAUUAUGACCCCUGAUCAUCGAACACGUAUCCUCGCUGCUGUACAACUGCUGCACCAGCUUGAAUGUGGCGAAGGUGACGGUGAGGUGGAAGGUGGUGGUUCAAGUUCAGAAGGUGGUGAUUCACCAUUCGGACGACGGCAGUUUCCACGCGAUUCUGGCUGCUAUGAAGCUGGAGUAGGCGUGGGUGGCGUACGUGUCCGUACUUCGCCCCUCGUGCAUAGAACUGACGAACCUUCCCAUAGACCUCCGGAGCCAGCGCCUCAAGCGAAGCGCUCUAUUCGUCGACGUCAGCCCGAUGAUGCUGAGUGCGAUAGAAUCGAAAGAUAUCCAGGCACAGUAGGAGAGAAGGUCGUUGCUCGAAGCGGUGGCUUACCCGGCGGGGCGAGAGAUGACAUUUGUGAAUCUGAUCAUAAACUGAAUGUCGUGAAGUUUGUCGCCGGAGGUGAGACCUGUGUGUCCGAGAAGAGCAGCGAUUCGGGAGUGAGUAGUUCGUCGUUGAGUUCAGCGCACCCACACCGUCCCUGA